GGCAAGCUCAACUAAUGGCUUGGUUUUAUUUCUAAUACUUUCAGUACAGACUAUAGAACUUAGUGCACUGAUCUCAGCAUUGCUCAUGAUAAUCCAAUGAUUUAAAUGAACUUUUGAAAGUUUAAGCUAUCUCGUCCUAACCCGGUGUCCUGAGAUGCGCUGAAUCUGGUUAUUUUAUCAUUCAUAUGGCAUGCGUUGCUAGCACACCAAUCCUGAUGGAAUACAGUUUUUUUUUUUAAAUCUUCAACUCAAUCUCUUCCUUAGAAAAGCCAAUUCGCAUUUUCACUCCCUCGCUUCAGAAACAAAUUCCAACAGUGCCGGGCAAGUGUUUUAUCGUGAAGGGCAAGUGUUUUAUCGUGAAGGGACUGCUUGUCGUGUUCGGUAUCUUCCUGCUUCUUUCAUUUGGCCCAGAUAAGGGAGUAAUAUUUAUUUGUGCUUUCGAAGGCAUGUUUUCCCGCCAGACAUUCUGCUGUCCAUGCCACACUCAGGAUAUGCCAAGAUAAUCCCAAAUUUACUAGAAUGUCACUUUCACCAGUUUGUUCUGCCUCUUUGAUCUGGAGGAUGAUGAACUUUGAGACGUUGGCGUGUAUUUCUUCAUAGCUUAAAAAUCUGUAUCUUCCUUUGCAAUUGCCUCCAUAGCAAUCCAUCUAAAGAAGUGUAUCUCCAACCACAUUUUUUAAAAAACAAACAAACACACACACAGCAUGCGGUGCUAGAAACUAAAAGUGGAGGAAGAGAGCAGAGCUCUUUGUUAAUUCAUGGAAUGGUAGAAGCUCUGGGAACAGGAUUUUCAGCAAUUAGCUAAUUUGGAAGAAAAAGCCAAGUAUGAUUUGCUCUCCACUCAGGAUUAAGCAGUGAUUGACAGCAGAACCACUUGUGAACUCCUACCUUAUGAGCAUAGAAAUAGAACCACACUGAAAGUGGUUGAGAUCAGCUCACGGCCUAUCUACAGACUCUUUCUAUACUGCAUCUGUAAAAGUAAGUGUUCCAGGAGAGCUCACUCGGCUUCUGAUGUCCCUCAGUCCCAACCUAGAUGAUGACACCAAGAGGAGGACACUUCGUGAUAUCGCUCAGUGUAUCUCCUUGAAGGAAUCUGAGGCAAGUCGUUGCACCAAUGAUGACAUAAAAUUAGUGGUCUCUUUCCUGGAUGAUAGGGAUAAAGAGACUAAAACUGAGACCCUUAAUGUCCUCAAAGCCUUCAGUACCAUCUGGAAGUUUCAAAUCAAAAUCCAGGAAUAUGUCCCCCAAAUCAUCGAGACUGUGACGAGCAACUGGGACAACAAUCUGCAAAUUGCUGGUUUGAAGCUGCUGAAUGCACUGCACAUACCAGAUCACACACACACGUUAUUGAGAACGCAGAUUACAAACUUUAUGGACAUUCUGCUCACAGCAAACACUUCGACCAAGAUACAAGUUCUCAAAUUUCUUGGCUCACUCAUGGAGAAGGAAGACUUGCUAUAUGACAUCAUGAAUUGCCAGGCACCCGCUGACUUCCUGAACCUCUUCCAGUCAUCUCAACCUGGGAAUCUGCUUUAUGAGAUGUUAGUAUUUUUGGAACGACUUAGUGAAGGGCGCCAGUCUCCACAGUACCAGUCAAUGCAGUGGGACUAUAACAAAAACUCCCUCCAUGAAAUCAUCUUUGGUGACAAUUCCCGUCUUUCUGAGCGCUUGCUGGCUCUCAUUGUUCAUCUUGAAGAAGAUGUGCAGACUCAGGCUUGCAAAGUGAUCCUCAGCCUGAAGAUUAACAAGGAAGAAAGCAGGAUCAGUAAUGGGCAUAGUCUGGGGUCUGAGAUUAGUGCUUACCCUCUUGAAUCCACCAGAAAAAGCCAGAUUGCCAAUGGCUCCCUUUUUAACCUGUCUUCAAUCCAAACCACUGAGUCUUCCUCUAAUGCUCCUCAGAGUGAAAAAGGUGGCAGCUUUUACCCUCCCUCGAGCACCAAUGGGACUAGUGGCAGCUUUCACCUUCCCCAGGACACCAAUGAGACUAGUGGCAGCUUUCACCUUCCUCAGGAGUCUGAGAUUAGUGCUUACCCUCUUGAAUCCACCAUAAAAAGCCAGAUUGCCAAUGCCUCCCUUUUUAACCUGUCUUCAGUCCCAACCACUGAGUCUUCCUCUAAUGCUCCUCAGAGUGAAAAAGAUGGCAGCUUUUACCCUCCCUCGAGCACCAAUGGGACUAGUGGCAGCUUUCACCCUCUCUUGGGCACUAAUGAGACUAGUGGCAGCUUUCACCCUCUCUUGGGCACUAAUGAGACUAGUGGCAGCUUUCACCCUCUCUUGGGCACUAAUGAGACUAGUGGCAGCUUUCACCCUCUCUUGGGCACCAAUGAGACUAGUGGCAGCUUUCACCCUCUCUUGGGCACCAAUGAGACUGGCCAUAGCUUUUAUCCCCUUGAGAGAGCCGAUCAUAGCUUUCAGCCCCUUCCAAAUAUCUCUGUGGAGGGCAGUGAGCCUGUCCUGGAGGAACCCAUGGAUAGUUUUCACACUCCCCCAAUUGAAAGUGACAACAACAUUUGAAGGGGGAAGUUGUACAUAGGAAAAAAGAGACUAAUAAAAUGGGUUGGCAAACAGAGGAAAAUGCCUUUCUGUCUCUCUACAAAAAGAAAAAAAAAUGACAAAAGAGAUUGAUAUUCCUGCCUCUCCCAGGCCUGUGUGCUUUCUGCAGUGCAAAAACUCUGAACUUGCACCCUUCUUAACACUUCUCUCCAGUCUAGCUGGAGAUUCCACCACAAGUAAUAACCAUAUCCUGCCUAUCAUGGAUUGUAGCAUUGUAAACAGCCUUUCAACGAUUUCACUCCAAAGCUACAUUCGUGUAUUACAACUUGCUAACGUUGGUUUGGCUUAGCACAGUGAUGGCAAACCUUCUCCAGGCCAAGUGCCCAAAGUAUGGGUGUGCGUGUGGGUGAGCGUGUACGAAUGCGCGUGUGUGCGGCUGAACCCCCAAAGUGCAAUGUGCACACCCAUGCACGGUCCCCGCCCCAACGCAUACACCUGCAACCCCGUACAUGUGCGUGAACCCCUCGCACAUGCCUCAUGCAUGUGCAUGUGACACCCCCUGCGCAUCCUGCCCCCCGCAUACGCAGCCAAGACCGAAGGCCAACUGGCCCGCAAGAGGUGCAUGUGCAUGCGUGUCAGAGCUGAACUGGGGCGAUGGCUCGCAUGCCAUCAGAGAGGCACUGCAUACCACCUCUGGCACGCAUGCCAUACGUUUGCCAUCGUGGGCAUAUCAUAGCAAAGUUAAUUGGGCAAAUGCCCUCCCCUUUCAAACUGUUUAAAAUUGCUUAAAAAUUAAACUAUUGGCAACCUUUUGGAACACACACACACACACACACACAAUGUUAUCCAACUCGCACAAAUCUUUCUUUCAAAUAAAAUCUGACUAAAUUUCCCAGGUCUUCUCUCAUAUGUAUUUUCACAGCCUAAUCUAGGAAUUCAGUAGCUGCCGAACCUGUUUACGAAGCAGUACGUUUUCACCAGGGAUGCAAGGCAGUAAUUGUGUCUGAGUCAGUCCAAGAGAUAAAACUCCACAAAUCACAUUCCCAAAGAUAAUUGGUUCCAGCUGUAAAUGUUCUCAGGAAUUCAGACAAAACAAGCAACCCAUUGCUUCAGUGGAUGACCUUCCGAAGUCUAAGUGGACUUUGACAACCAGGUUUCCGUUAUUCUCUAGCCAGGGACAGUUGAAGCUGAUUUUCCCUGGUGUAUGUUUUCAGACUUCCAAAGCUUCAGCCUUCCUUGGAUGCCCUUCCCUACAAGCAGCCAUUCCUUCGCCUUCCACCACCACCCGCCUAUUCCGAUGGAUGCCUAGAGGAGAGAUCAUGUGAAGAUAUGAUGAAGCUGGCAUAUGAUAUAAUCAUGCACAUGCUGUGACUUACAUAUUUGUAUCAUGUAAUGUGAUAUUAUAUGUACAGUAUGAUGAUGCCGUUCUGCCCAUGUCAUUAUUUGGGAUUAUUAUGAUUCUCUGGAUGUCCUCAGCUGCUACCAACAUUCCUAAAACUAGAAGUGUCUCCUCCAGCUCAGAAUUCUUCAGAACCGAAUACGGUAUAGUAGGGCUUGUAGCUGUUCUUUCUCUACUGUUUGGUUUCUGAGUUAAGGGAUUUGUAGGCUUGCUUGUCUUCUGAUUUGGAGCUGAUCUUUGUGUCCUUCUGAAUAACUUGCUUCUGUUUCACAAAUCCCCAGAUGAGUCACCCAAUAGAAGAGCCUUGUACCUUUAGGUUGUAGAGAAUUUCCUAUUGAAACAUGAUUUAGGGAAAAGUGGGUCUAUUUUAAGGUGCUACAUGCAGGUGAUACAUUCAUGCAUCAUACUGGAUGCUUCAAUUCAUUUUUUUGGAAGUCAAUUCCACAAUUGCUGCACAGCCACACAAUAUUCUCUUGACACUCUCUUUCUCUUCCCUCUGACUGGACUGCUUCUUAAGUUGCUUGUUUGACUUUUGCUCAGUGCAUAGAAUAAAUUCAGUGCUCUGGUUUGGAAAAUGUAGAUCUCUGCUUUAUGUGCUAACCCAGUCAUUGUAGUUUAUUUGACAACUACGAUUUAGCAUCUAGGUAUUUCAACCUAGAUAAUGUUUAUCUAUAUAUUACUCUUAUAGCUCUCUUUAAUUAAGUUUACUUCUAAGCAUCACUUAGUGUUCUCUUUAAUGAUUAAUUGGGAUGACGUAAAAGCCAAAAUUAAGCAGUCCAAAAUGACCCCUAGCUUGUUUCAUUCUGGCUUUUACGUCAUCACAAUUAAACAUUACCCAGAGCGGCAGGCAAUUUAAAAUGAAAUUGUUGCCAGAAAUAGUACAAUGUGUUAGAGACCUGUGUGACGAAUCAUGAAAAAUGGAAAAACACUCGAUUGUAUAUUUUUAUUAACUCUCACCCAGAAGUCAUUUCCAAAACACAGAACUUCUCAGAAUGGCAGCUUUCAAAUGAUUCAGAUUAUGACACAUUGCAGUAGGUAGAUAGGAAGAGAGGCAGGCAGGCAGCCAGGCAGAUGCAUAGGGUUAUCAAAGGUCAGGCCCCGUCAAUAAUGUAUCACGGUAUAGACAUUUUAUUAACUAUCCAAUGGGUUGCCAAUUUCUUCUAAACACUUCCUUACUUGUUUGAUGCACAACUUUUGAAUAUUCCUAAGUCUAAGAACAUUUUCCCUGGAAAAAAAAACUUGGCUAGAAGAUAAAUUAGAGUAGUAGUACUUUGCAGUAGCAAAGCAGAGAGAAGCAUGAUCAGAGAGCUAAAACAAUGAAAUGUAAAGGCAUGGAACAAUGUAAAGAGUAAAACGGAAGGCUUAGUCAAAAGAGGCAAUUUGGAGUAAAUAGUUGCUGAUCCAUAUUAUUAUUUUCCUUUUUCAUUAUGUAUUUUUAAAAGAAUAAUAAUAUCAAUAAAAACAGUAAAAUACCAGUAAGACAGACAACAAAUACUGGUUUGUGUUAAAUGUAAGAUCAUUUAAUUUCGUCCUGCAUAUCUGACAUGGCAGUGUCUUGGAACUAAACACAGUUGCUACUCUCAUAGAUCAUACUAAGUUUUCCAAUUAGACUGGGUAGUUGAAAAAAAUAGCCCAAAGAAGGCAAUAGGAAUCCUAUUCAUGUUGCUACAAAGAAACGUAUAGAAUGCUGUCAAUGAAAUGACCAGGAGGACAUCUUGGUUGGAAGAGAUUUUACUGAUACUUUUCAACUGUGCUUUGGACCUGACAUUACAGUCACAAUGUCUUGUGUGUUUUUGACCUAAUCACUUAUUAUCCAUCAUUCUAGCUCACCUUACAUUGCUGUUGUACAAAUCAAAUUGCGGAGCUCCUUAGAGAGAAGGUUAGUUAUUAGAACUCACUACAUUGCUAGACCACCAGAAUAGAGUGGAAUCCACUGCCUUAAUAAUUUUUUUUAAAAAAUUCUUUCCUGAUUCUCAUACUUUUCUUUCUGUGCUCAUUGGUUGCUGUUGUUGUCUAUUUUCUUUUCAGUUCCUGAUCUAUAAUUUCAUGCAAGUUGAAAAGCCAUCUCUAUCUCCCGCACUCCAAUUUUGUGAAAGAUGAAUUCCCAUCUUAGGCUUAGUCAUUCUAAAAAUGUAGUACUAAGGGGAAAUAUAUUAAUCAUUAAAGAGAGUGAACAUGCCUGAGGGUAACAGGUUUCUGCAUGCAUUUUGAAGAUGUACUGAUAUCUUCACACCUGUUGAUAUAAAUACUUUGUCAGGAUAUCGUUUCAGCUUCCCAGUCUAGGCUACUGCCAUGGCAUUUUAACCGAAUGAUUUGUCCUCCAAUCACUGGCUGUUCCACCCUGGAUUUGGUCCCAAGUCUAAGUAAGGUGCCGGCUUGUCUAUUGGUUGCCUGCUCUACCCUGAUGGCUGGGACUCCCCUGAGGUGAAACGCAUGUGUGGAGAGAAGACUGACAAAUACACCCUGGGAGUCUGCACUGUGCGCUGGGCGUACAUCCUUUGCAUCAUCGGCAUUCUUGAUGCCCUCAUCCUUUCUUUUUUAGCAUUUGUGCUUGGCAAUCGGCAAGACAAUCUUCUACCCUCUGAUUUCCAAGUGGAAAACAAAGAGGAAGCAAAUAAAUAAAGACUGAAGGAAUCGCAAGUGUACCUACUUCUGUCCUUGAAUACUGAGUACUCCAACUUGACCUUGGACUCAGAAAAACUGCUUGAUACAUAAGUGAUAAUGUGGAUUCUGCUAGUUAUCUAGACACAUCAGUCUGUAUUAUAGAAGAAUGAUUCUGCAAAAAACUGUGCGCUCUUUUCUAGAAAUAAAUUUUGUUUAGUGUGACAUUAA
This is a messenger RNA of Thamnophis elegans (Western terrestrial garter snake), 6724 nucleotides long. Its product is annotated as LHFPL tetraspan subfamily member 5 protein. Gene Ontology annotation, cellular component: nucleus; plasma membrane. The transcript has 8 exons. NCBI's taxonomy places the organism in Eukaryota, Metazoa, Chordata, Lepidosauria, Squamata, Natricidae. The record is from RefSeq and is a predicted model, not a curated record. Gene Ontology annotation, biological process: sensory perception of sound; detection of mechanical stimulus involved in sensory perception. Bases 1012 to 2514 code for a protein of 500 amino acids.